This is a messenger RNA of Capsella rubella, 959 nucleotides long. RefSeq names its product transmembrane protein 230. Gene Ontology annotation, cellular component: endomembrane system. The transcript has 2 exons. The coding region runs from base 194 to 505 and encodes 103 amino acids. Lineage: Eukaryota; Viridiplantae; Streptophyta; Magnoliopsida; Brassicales; Brassicaceae. The record is from RefSeq and is a predicted model, not a curated record.
ACCAAACUAAUCCCGUCACCGUCGCAAGAGAGACUCAUUAGCCAUCUGAAGACCUAAAGCAAAACAAACAGUACGAUUUCGUUUUUUCUCGAGCUCUGGAUUUUCUGCAAUUCACGCAAUAGAAUCCGAUUCAAAUCGUCAUUCUACUCUCUUAUAGAUCGAUCCAUUUGAUCUUGUUCCCGGAGCAGUGUAAAUGGCGUACGUCGACCAUGCGUUCUCUAUAACGGACGAGGACAUUAUGAUUGAGAGUUCAUACACCGUCAAUAACCGGCCGCCGGUUAAGGAGAUCGCACUGGCGGUGGCUCUACUAGUCUUCGGAACCCUAGGGAUUAUCUCCGGCUUCUUCAUGGCGUAUAAUCGAGUUGGCGGUGAUCGAGGCCACGGGAUUUUCUUCAUCGUCCUCGGGUGUCUUCUAUUCAUCCCAGGGUUUUAUUAUACGCGGAUAGCGUAUUACGCUUACAAAGGAUACAAAGGAUUCUCCUUCUCAAACAUACCACCCGUUUAGGUGUCCCCUUUUGAAUCUCUCUCCUACUCAAUGUAUAGAGAUGUUCUUUUGCUCUAAGCAAUGAUUGACUUGUUUUCUCUCGUGUAGUUUUUUAAUAGGAGUUGAGUUGAGUUGAGUCGAGUCCUUUCUUGCUUUCUCGUUCCUCUUAUUAAAUAAAUUUGUGUCUGUGACAGUUAGUCAUAUUUACUAUAUACAUAUCUAUAUAUAAAUAUAUACACCCGUUUCAGAGAGUAAUUUUGUUUCUAAAGGAUUUUUCAAUUGGAACCAACUACAUGUUGAGAUAGGUGAAAUAAGAUGUAACUUGUGAAUUUCCGUGGAUGCAGUAUUUUAGUGAUUACAGAGGUUAGCUUUGGUUUCAGCUCUAAAGUUCUUCAUCAUAAAAUGGACUAUUGUGUAUUUUCACUUUGUAACUAUGAUUUUGACCACGGUGAAAAGGUUUAAUCCGAGUCUUUAA